AUGUUAAGUAUUCUAGGAGGAACUUUAUGGGGAGCUUGGAAAGCUUCGCUUCUUGUAUGUUUUGGUUCCGCUAUAGGAGCUACAAUAUGUAAUAGGUUAUCUUAUCAUUUAGGAAGAAACAUCAUAAGAAAAUAUUUUGCAAGAAGAAUGGAUAUUUGGAAUGAACAAAAACAUUUAUUUUUUUACAUGCUAUUCUUGAGAGUUGCACCAUUAUUACCAAAUUGGUUUAUCAACCUUACAUCUCCACAUUUAGGCAUUGAACCAAAAUUAUUCUUUUGGUCAACUUUAAUUGGAACAGCUCCACUUUCAUUCAUUCAUGCAAGAACAGGAGAAACGAUUCAUUUAUUGACCGAAACGGGAGGAGAAUUUACAUUAUUCACUUUUCAAAACAUUUUAACCAUAGGAUUAAUUGUUAUUGUCAUACUUACUCCUAUAAUAUUUAGAAAUUCAUUUGAUCAAAUAAUGAAAAGUGUAAAAAAAAAAGUAAAAAUUGAUGAUGAUUUAUUAUUUUUAAAUGUAAUAGAAGAAGAAAGAGGAGUACAUGAACAAGAAGUAGAAAUAAAAUUAGAAGUAAAUUAG
Messenger RNA from Diversispora eburnea, 579 nucleotides. The record is from the annotation of a GenBank genome assembly. NCBI's taxonomy places the organism in Eukaryota, Fungi, Glomeromycota, Glomeromycetes, Diversisporales, Diversisporaceae.